Messenger RNA from Leishmania major strain Friedlin, 1743 nucleotides. Its product is annotated as putative UDP-galactose transporter. The transcript has a single exon. The coding region runs from base 1 to 1743 and encodes 580 amino acids. Gene Ontology annotation, biological process: UDP-galactose transmembrane transport. Gene Ontology annotation, molecular function: UDP-glucose transmembrane transporter activity; UDP-galactose transmembrane transporter activity. Gene Ontology annotation, cellular component: Golgi membrane; endoplasmic reticulum membrane. Lineage: Eukaryota; Euglenozoa; Kinetoplastea; Trypanosomatida; Trypanosomatidae. The record is from RefSeq and is a predicted model, not a curated record.
AUGUCGUUCGAAGGCGGCUGCGCAGAUGGCCGCGGAACGAAGUCGUUGCCGACACCGCCGCGGUCGGCCGUCGCUGCCGUCAAGGUUGGGGCCUCCUCAAAAAUACUGCUGCUCGCGCAGAUGCUGCUCUGUGUGAUGGGUAUCAACCUGUGUUUUGGUUGGUGGUCCAUCAAGCAGGAACGCGCCAUCACAAAACCCUACUUCAUAGCUGACAGUGCCUUUGCUGCCUCGAUGGCUGCCACUGCAGCAUCAGCUCACGACGCGCGUCGUGCCGCGGCGGUGGCGGCAACGAAGUCGAAUGCCCCGCCUGGCAAGCCGCACGCCGUCUACCUGUCCACGGUGUACGGCAUCAGUCUGACGCAAACGUUGGCAGGGGUCAUCGUGAGCGCAGCGCUCGUGGGUAUGAAUAGUCUCCUGCGCCGCUCGAUGCGGAACUACCAGCAGCGAUCCGACCGCCAGCGUGGCGCUAAGGCGAACGCAUCGAACGCACUGGAUCAGAAUCAGUGCACCGUGUUGAGUCGGCGAGACGUGCAGGAGAUGUUGGCCAUGGGCUUUUCCAACAUCUUCGGCACGUCGCUCGGCUACGCCGCCAUGCGCCGCAUCUCCUACCCCGUCGCGCUGACCGCAAAGAUGGGCAAGAUGCUUCCCGUCAUGUUUGUCGGCUUUGUGUGGUACCGCGCGCGUUACCCAGCCAAGAAAAUUGCGUCGUGCCUGCUCAUCACCGGCGGCGUCAUCGCCUUCUUUUUGCUGGAGUGUCGCAGCAACAGCUCCGACAACGCAUCCUCUGCCACCACCACCACCAUCACCGGCGGCGGCGGCAGGAGCAGCAGCGGAUCGAGCGCAAAACACGGCGCGGCGUCAUCCUCGUCAUCUCUCCUUGGCAUGGCGCUUCUCCUGCUCAGCCUGCUCAUGGACGGCUACACGAACUCGACCCAGGAUAUCCUCGUCAAGCGGCACCGGUGGAAUGGGGUGUCGCUCAUGAUGCGGACGAACCUCGCCUCAGUCUUGUGUGCCCUAUCGCUUCUCUUCGUACUGGAGCUGGGGGAACAGCCUUGGAGCUGGCUGGCGUCGUUCACGCACCACGCCACGAAUUCGGUGAUGCGCAGCCUCCCCAUGUCGAACGGCGCACUUGGUCGCGCACUCGUGGCUUGGCUGAAGCGCGCUCGCGGAGUCUCGGCCACGUCGGUCGUUCCGUUCCACGACCUCUCCCAUUUUAUCGCCUUCCUCGCGCACUGCCCUGAGGCGCGCCACGACGUGUUCCUCAUGAGUCUCUUGAGCGCACUUGGGCAGCUGUUCAUCUUCCACACAAUCACCGUCUUUGGAACGCUGGCGCUGACGGCGAUGACGCUGCUGCGCAAGAGCGGCAGUGUCAUCCUCUCCAUUGUGGUACAUGGGCACACUGUGCACAGCGCGCAGUGGGCCUCGCUCGGCGCUGUCUUCAUCGGGGUCGUUCUCGAGGGCUACAUCAACAUUCAAGAAGCCUCGCUCAGGCAGGGGCAAGCGACCACGAAGGGUGCGGCGCCGCAGGAGGCUGCAGCAACUGCGAGUCCAUCGUCGUCUAGCACGGCUGUGCCCGCCAACGGGACACCGGCCCCCGGAUACGCGAGCGUCAGUGCGAAGAAGAGCAAAACAUCUGACGAUUCAGCAGCGACAGCGCUGGCGAAGGUGCGGGUGCCCCGUGCCGUUGCCGCCACAACCGCUGCACCCGCCUCGUCGCCACCAAAAGCAAAGAAGACGCAGUAG